Molecule: messenger RNA, 1473 nt
Organism: Anoplopoma fimbria (sablefish)
Lineage: Eukaryota; Metazoa; Chordata; Actinopteri; Perciformes; Anoplopomatidae
Gene: mitd1
Product: MIT, microtubule interacting and transport, domain containing 1
Exons: 7
Coding region: 97-837 (246 amino acids)
Biological process (GO): midbody abscission
Cellular component (GO): midbody
Source: RefSeq, a predicted model, not a curated record
GUCAAGUUAGGAAGGGUGUUUUCCUGACGGUAUAUAGACAUGACUCCCCUGUUGGUUUUCUAAAAGCUCUCGUAAAGACGAAGGACAGACAGAAUAAUGACACAAAAUCAUGUGGCGGGGAUGGAGACAUCCGCCAUCUCGGUGCUGAAGCGGGCAGUGGAGCUGGACCACAGCGGCCGCUUCCAGGAGUCUCUGGUCUGCUACCAGGAAGGCAUCCAGCUGCUCAUGGACGUGUUAAAAGCUGUGAAAGACGACUCAAAGCGAGGCCACUACAGGGUGAAGAUAAAGGGCUACAUGGACAGAGCAGAACAAAUCAAAGUUCAUGUGAACCAGCUGAAAGAAGAUGGGAAGUACCAUGAGCAGAUUAGAAUAGCAGAGGAUGCUACUGGUUACAGCUACGAGGCUCUGUUCAAGCCCUACAUGAGCAGUUUACUCACAGAAGUCUGGGUACAAGACCCAUACAUACGGCACAUCCACCAAUUGUACAACUUCCUGCGUUUCUGUGAGACGCUGCUAAAAUCGUCCUGCAAGGUGACAAAGAUCCAUCUCCUCACUUCACAGGACGAAGCGGAGAGCGGUCAGCAGAGCAGCGCUCUGGCUGAGCUGAAAGAGAGUCUGAGUGCUCAGGGAGUGACUCUGGAUCUGCAGUACUCUUCCACUAUACAUGACAGGGAGAUCAGGUUUGACAAUGGUUGGAUCAUAAAGAUAGGGAGAGGGCUGGAUUACUUCAAGAGACCUAAGGGUCGAUUCUCUAUUGGAUAUUGUGACUAUGACCUGCGGCAGUGCCAGGAGACCAACGUAGACAUUUUUCACACCAAACACACAAAAACACUAUGAAAUUCCUAAAGCUUAAAUACAUUUUUUUUGCCAUCAUAAUUUACUUACCUGUCUCAAAACGCAUAUGCUGUGAUUUUGGAUUUGCCUUAACAUACACAUGCAUCUGUCGGCCUUAUUACUGUGUAACUGGGCACAUUUAUUUUUUUAAUAUUCUUUAUUUUUUGACAGUUAUAUUCAAAAACAUACAUCAGCCCAAGGGCAAUUUUCUUUCUUCUGCUGUCAACCUUUUUCAAAAUUGGGAAACUUUGUACAUUUUGGAAGAGGUAUAGUGUAACUGGGCACAUUUUAUCACGUUUUACAAUAUGCUUUUUGUCACACUGGUAAACAAACUUUGCUAAAAAAUUGUAUUUUUCCAUUCUUUCAUAAGAGUUUUUACAACAUUUUUUUUUUAACUUUUUAAACUUUUCUAUUGCUGUAUGCUUUUAGGAUGUCAUACCGCCAUCUGGUGGAAAAAAUAAGUAAAACAUAAAAAAAACAUGUUUGAAGUGCCAUUAUGAUACCAUAAAUGUCUCUGUGUUUUAUUAUUUUAUUUGAACCAUGAAAUGAGCUUUGUCCAGUUACUCAAUUUUAUUGUCUCACAUUUAAAGAAUGCUAUUCAAAAACAAUAAAUACAUAUGAAAAUAUGUUAAUAAAAGG